Molecule: messenger RNA, 525 nt
Organism: Henningerozyma blattae CBS 6284
Lineage: Eukaryota; Fungi; Ascomycota; Saccharomycetes; Saccharomycetales; Saccharomycetaceae
Gene: PTH4
Product: Pth4p
Exons: 1
Coding region: 1-525 (174 amino acids)
Biological process (GO): mitochondrial translational termination
Cellular component (GO): mitochondrial large ribosomal subunit
Molecular function (GO): translation release factor activity
Source: RefSeq, a predicted model, not a curated record
AUGACAAAAUAUUUACGAAUUGUCGCCAGAAGCUUUUCACACAAACUCACACCGUCUGUAGAGAUAGCUAAGUUAUGGAUUGACGAAUUGUCAGCUGCGAAGCUUCCUAAGAGAGACUUUCAGGUUAGAUUUGAUAGAUCAAGUGGCCCGGGUGGACAGAAUGUAAAUAAAGUUAACACUAAGUGUACUAUUACCCUACCAAAUUUUAAAUCUGCUAAUUGGAUACCCAAUGAAGUAAAAAAUGCAAUAAUUAAAAAUAAAUUUCGAUAUUAUGCAGCAGGAACUGAUUCUUUAGUGAUACAGUCACAAGAGUCACGAUCUAGAGGAAACAAUGAAUCAAUAUGUUAUGAUAAACUUAUAUCUGAGAUUAAAGCCUGUUGUCAGUUUGGAUCAAAUACAAGCGAACCAACAAUCCAAAAAUGGAAUAGUUUCAAACGCCAAGCUAAUGAAAAAAGGUUAAAUAGUAAAAAGGUAGCCAGUUCAAAAAAACAAUCUCGUAAAAAAGACUUCAACAUUAAUUAUUAG